Mytilus californianus (California mussel) is the source of this 2272-nucleotide messenger RNA. RefSeq lists its product as uncharacterized. Lineage: Eukaryota; Metazoa; Mollusca; Bivalvia; Mytilida; Mytilidae. Gene Ontology annotation, biological process: regulation of cell cycle. Bases 118 to 1509 code for a protein of 463 amino acids. Gene Ontology annotation, cellular component: cytoplasm; spindle microtubule; nucleus. The transcript is spliced from 10 exons. The record is from RefSeq and is a predicted model, not a curated record.
UAACGGACGGAGGAAAAUAACGACAGACCUUCAUAUUCACAUUAAACUGAGAUGCUAUCUGCUCUCUCCCAGACACGGAAAAGGACCAUAAAACUGUAGACAGGUAGAAAAGAUACAAUGGAUAAAGUGAUACAUCACCUGUUUCUUUUGAGUUUUAUUGUCUGUGUCAUUGCUAAAGUGGAAUGGAAAGUAGAAGAAAAAAUAAUAAGAUAUGGAGAAGAUUUAAGACUGCUUUGUAUUGCUGAUAAUUAUACUUUUGAUGGAGUGGAGAUUAAAAGAUGGGAAGGAGGACCUAAGCAGAAAAUGCUGACAUUUAACGGGGCUCCUGAUCAAGAUGAUGUUAUGAAAUAUAACAUGUCCAUGCGUCAAGACGGUUUUGAUUUGUUGAUUAAGAAUGUUACAGAAAUUGAUUUAAAUGUGACAUAUAAAUGUACUUUUGGAUUUAAAUCAUCAGGAAAAGUUAUGCUGAUAUCAGACGAUGCUUUUGAAGUACCGGUAAGACAGACUAUGAAACCUAGUAAAAUAGAAAGAAAGGGAGAUAACACAUCAAUAAUUUAUGUUAUCCUAUUAUCUGUGUUACCGGUACUUGUUGUUGCUGUAAUUGUCAUCCUAUUUACUUUACAACGUAAAGGAAAACUAAAAGAUCUGAAAGACAAAUUAUGUGAUAACAAGGCAAAAGCAGAACAUAGAGGAACAAGUGUUGCUUGGAAAGCUGAAGAAGAUGCCUCAUUACUCCCACAGCCAAAUGAGGGAAAUUUAGAAAACAUAGAAGAUGUUCCAUUUGUUUCAAUACAACCAAGCCAGCCAGAAAUUAUAACAGAAACUAAUAUAGUAGAGCCAAGUAACACAGAACUUGUUGAUGAAUUCUCCAAUGAUGCCUCACUUAAAAGUGUUACUGUUCCCAAAGACCCUGCAUCAUGUACUUUCACAGAAGUUAACGAAUGUAACUCAUUUCCUCAACUGCAAAUUGGUGGACAGGAAGAGUGUCAAGAUGUUCCAGUUGUACCUAUGACACCUCAUCAAUUAGAACUACCAGUAGUAGCAAGUGUAACAGAAAGUAAAACAUUGGAGCCAUGCAUCACUGACCCAAAUGGGGAAUCAGUUGAUGAAACUUCGCUUAAACAUGCUAAUGCUGUCGGAGACCCUGCAUCCUCUCUGACAGCAAGUGUUCCUGAUAGAGGUUUCCAAUAUAGUAUAUUAGAUGAGCAAGAGAAUAAAAAGCAUACACCUGCUCAUAAUAAAUAUAAUGCAGCAUAUAAAUGUCCAAAUACAAGAGAGAAAAGCUUCAAGUCACAACAUUGCAAAUGGACUCUCUCACAACCAUCCAUACAACAAAUGGCCAAAGCUGGAUUCUUCUGCAGUGGACAUAAAUCGAAAGUCCAGUGCUAUUCCUGUGGUAAAAGGAGUGAUUGGCAAGAAGGAGAUGAUCCAUUUGAUGAAAUCUUUCAUGAAAAUUGUCGACAUCUGAAACACAUAAAGGGAAAACAGGCUUCAGGUGAAGGCUUGUAGCAGGAACAAACUACCAACUGAACUGCAGCUGAAAUGUUAAAAUGGAGUAAAAAUAAUGAAAUUUGCUAUUAAUAGACAAAAUGCAUAAUUUCAAAUUAUCCCAUUUGAAAAUAAACUUCUUUAUACAGAUGACAAUUGUUCCAAGAGCAGAUAGAUGUUGAUCUGAUGAUAAAGCUAUUUUGUGUAUUUUUCGUUUGAUCUUUUUUUGUGAUAAUUUUUCAUAUCAUGCUACUCGCUUGAGAUAGAAAAUUAUCAUCAGAAACUAAGGGCGCACGUGACGUUGUGAAUGUAAAAAUUAACGACGUCAUAGGCAAAAUAGCGAUAAAAAGAUUAACAAUGGUCUUUCAAACUCGAGGAUGUUUCUCGGCCACAUCUCAUCUCCGGGAUGUCGCCGUUCGAUGAGGUUGUAGCAGAGAAACACCCUCUCGUUUUAAAAACCAUCGAUAAUCUAUAGAUAUGGUUUGUUUAAAACAAGUAUUGAGUUAAUGGUUUGUAGGAUAAUGUUCUUUUUUAUAGAGAAGGUAGAAAUAUGUUGAACUUAGCAUUGACCUCAAAUACAACUAUUUUAUAGAGUAAGUUAUUUUGAAGUGCAUCAAAUGCAUGUUUACCAGUAAAUCAUAUUCAUUGGUAUAUUUAAUUAUACAAGUAAUUGUUUUGAAGUCUUUGCUUGUUUUUUUAUUUUAACGUUUGAUGUUAUUUAUUUAUUGUAAAGUUACAAAUCAUUAAUAUGUUGUUAUUUGGUUUCACAGUCAAGAUUAGUUUU